AUCGGCGUUGUUUUUUUUUUACUCUCUCGCUGUCUAUGUAUACUAUACUAGUAAGGGCGCGUGGAGGUGUUUUUCCCUCCUAAAGUUCAAGACAAAAAAAAUGAGCACGCUAAAAUCGCAAUGGUGUUGUUAUAAAGCUGCCAGGACCGUAAAUAAAGGGCGGAGCGAGUAUCGGGCGGGAAUAAUAAGCGGGUAGCGUCCGGUUGACAAGGCAACGGGCAUGGUGACGUCACGUUGCCAUGGUUAUGGGAUUCUUCCUCUGGACCAGGAAGAACUCUGGAAUUAACAGUCAAAAAACGAGGUUCCCUGAUCCAAGACUCUGUGCCUUUUUUUUCUGUGCAGCUGAACACUUUGUGCGCACCGUUUCCAAUGGCAUCAGAGGGCCAGAACGAGGAGAAAGAGACUCUUCCUGAGCUGGCGAUUGCUCCUUUCCAAUGGGGAGCCAUCCUGUCUGCAGUUAAAGAUCAGAUUCCCUCCAUGGACUCGGACAUAUAUGCAUCCGAUGGUGAUGAAGAUGAGGAGCUUUUCAUCUUCCAGCGAGAUCAAUCCAACCUGAUUCCUGACUUCUCUGAGGAACUCGAAGACCUUCCUUUGGAAGAAGCAGACUUGCAGAAGACUUUUGCAUUCAUGAGGCAUCUGACAGAGAUCCAGGAUGAAGAACAAGGGUCUGUGCCAACAGACAGCAAUUACUUUGGGUUUCUUAAUGAAGAAAGGCCAAGCCAGCAAGUCAGGGAUGCUUCGGAAUUUCCCACGAAUGAACCGGAAUCUGGAAAGGAUGCUCAGAAAGAUAAAGAUGUCCCGAGUCCAUCAUCUAAUCCAUUGCCAUCUAUGGAAACGGCACCCCCCUUUGAGAUAUUAAACAGCGACAUGAAAGAACGAAGGAAACUAAUAGAAACAAAAAUACUCUCCAAGGCAGCAUUGGGACGCCCGACAAGAGAUGAUACCCAAAGCUCGCCAUCUGAUCCAUUGCCGUCUAUGGAAACGGCACCCCCCUCUGUGAUAACAAACAACGACAUAAAAGAACCAAAGAAACGAACAGAAACAAAAAUACCCUCCAAGGCAACAUCGGGACGCUUGACAGGAGAUGUAGGCCCUUCACAAUCAAGAAAUAAUAACAAUAAUUUUGAAAGAAUUGCAAAGGCGGAAAGAGAGCUGGGAGUCAUUUCGGCCGAACACCCGAGAGAGUUGACACUGUUGGCCUUCGAGGAGAUAGAGAAAUGGGACCUAGACAAAGUUCUGCAGGACCUAGAGAAGCAAAGUGAUAAAACAAGUUGGAAAGGAGAACCUGCUUUUCCUUCAAUGUACUAUGAAAACUCCCGGGCUACAUCAGAAGCCAAGCUCAUGGGAAAGCUGGAAGAGUUGUCUCUCGAGCAGUCGAGGACGUUUUUUGCCCACCGCAGGAAAUGCCUGGCCAAACUGCCGCACUUUAGUGAAUGCCAAGGGGACGGGAGAAACGUUCCCGUCCUGGCACCGUUGACAAGCGGUCGAGGCCUGGGUUCAAUGGAACUGGAAUGGGCUCCAGAGCCACCCACUGUGUAUAUCGAUUUACGAGACACAGUUUCACCGAAGCCUGAAUUGUUAUCUGAUGCAGAGGAAAGCUUCAGCAACAGUUCCACAGAUGAGGAGGAGGAGGAGGAGGACGUAGACUUGACCGGCCAAGAGAACGUGGAAGGCCAAGAGUGUCUCCAGCCAUCACGCAAGAACUGCACAGGAAAAAGCUUUCUGCUGCAACAGCUUCGUAACUUUCGCAGAACCGUGUCUCAUUCUGCGCCGGACAAAGGAAGAAGCCCAGACCUCAUAAGCUCAGGAGAAGCACGUCAGCCGAACGUCAGAGGAAAGUGCCACCUCAAAUGGAGGGGCCUGGCUUCAAUGGACCCAGCUGAUCCAAAGGCAGAUACACUUGGAAACAUGAAGAGUGUUCCCAGGCCCUCAAGAAAACCCAAGGAAGAAACCGAGGAAGGGCUGUGUUCGAGACUGAGUCAGGAUCCAUCUGCAGAAUAUCCAAGGAAAUGACUCAUGGAUCCUGGGCUUUUCGGAGACAUCGAAGCACCAGGCAACUUCCUUGAAAGAGUAUUUUGAUAGACGACAUAAAUAGCAAUAAAGCCUUCGCUGCUGCCUCCUGGGUGAGCAUUAGGAACUUUUAUUUGUCAGUAUCUGCAAGUAGAAAAAAAAGGGAUUGUAUCAGAUCAAACGAUGACUAAUUCUAUAACACUAUGUAACAAAAUUGGGGGAAAAAAAAUCUGUUCCUGGUCUGAAAGUGUGAUUUCCUGUUUAAUUGUGCAAUCCUUACAUUAAAAGUAGUUGUUCUACUCCAGAAA
Messenger RNA from Anolis carolinensis (green anole), 2318 nucleotides. RefSeq names its product dynein axonemal assembly factor 8 (gene dnaaf8). The transcript is spliced from 11 exons. The coding region runs from base 370 to 2013 and encodes 547 amino acids. Gene Ontology annotation, cellular component: dynein axonemal particle. Lineage: Eukaryota; Metazoa; Chordata; Lepidosauria; Squamata; Anolidae. The record is from RefSeq and is a predicted model, not a curated record. Gene Ontology annotation, molecular function: dynein complex binding.